Molecule: messenger RNA, 396 nt
Organism: Trypanosoma rangeli
Lineage: Eukaryota; Euglenozoa; Kinetoplastea; Trypanosomatida; Trypanosomatidae
Exons: 1
Coding region: 1-396 (131 amino acids)
Biological process (GO): mitochondrion organization
Cellular component (GO): nucleus; mitochondrion
Source: RefSeq, a predicted model, not a curated record
AUGGUUCGUUCACGUCGUGCAUCUCCCUCGCAUUCCCGCCCUUCCGCUGCGCCUCCGCCGGCACGUCACACUCCCCCGCCACAGCAGCAGCCGCAAGUGACAAACGUCUAUUUGCAACGCGGCGGGGGCACAGGUAUACUUGGCACCAUGGCCUCUGUUGCUGCGGGGUCCGUCCUCGGCCAUGGUAUUUCUAACAUGUUGUUUAAUCGAGAGCAGCCCCCCACGCAGCCUGCAGAGGCGCAAGAGAUGGCGCGACAAGUCGGCGAGGGUGCCUGCUCCUCGCAAAUAAAGUCUUACUCCAAGUGUCUUGAGGCAAACGCAGAACACCCGGAAAACUGCAAGUGGGCGUGGGACUAUUUUUUGCAGUGCCAGGAUGGACAGCAGCAAAGUCAAUAA